This is a messenger RNA of Anoplopoma fimbria (sablefish), 2659 nucleotides long. It is a transcript of the gene vsir, whose product is annotated as V-set immunoregulatory receptor. Gene Ontology annotation, cellular component: plasma membrane. Gene Ontology annotation, biological process: regulation of immune response; negative regulation of CD4-positive, alpha-beta T cell proliferation; positive regulation of regulatory T cell differentiation. Bases 219 to 1121 code for a protein of 300 amino acids. The transcript is spliced from 7 exons. Lineage: Eukaryota; Metazoa; Chordata; Actinopteri; Perciformes; Anoplopomatidae. The record is from RefSeq and is a predicted model, not a curated record.
GGUCAAGUCAACUUGGAGACAAGGGACUGUCAACCAGCCGUCUGUGUGUUGUUGUUAAGUCGAGUGGCGUUUGCAUAGUUUUAGACAGAGGGAAACAAAGUUUAACAAAGGCUUCCGGUAGAGUUAGUUGAUGAUCGCUUAAGUCUCUGCUACUCUUCUUCUUUUUUUUUAAUCUUUUUUUUUUCUUUUUACAUUUUUGGCACAACUUCCAUACAACCAUGCAGCGAGGAUUACCCCGUCGGACUUCACUCUGGGGAAAGAAGUCCCUGUUUUGGUUUUGCUCCGUUUUGUUUUACGCAGCUGGAGGUAAAGGCGACAUGUCCCACACCCACUCCACUCUGAGUGCUUCUGCCCCCCACCUGUACUACACCUGUCCCGAAGGCGCAACCGCCAAACUGAUUUGUGUUCAGAGAGGUGCCGCCUUGCACCCCACCGAUGUCUUGAAGCAUAGCUGGCUCUUCACGCCCCACAGUGAUCAGCAUUGCAUGGGUCGGAUGGGCCCACGCCAUAUAACCUUAAGUCAUCCCCAUGUCAACCGCAGCUUGCCUGCAGGGCUGCAAUUUGGAACCGAAGGGCACAACUUCUGGGUAGUUCUGCAGAAUGUGACCCACGCUGACCAGGGUCGCUACUGCUGUAUGCUCCUAGACUUCCAGCAGGACCAUAAACACGGCCUCCUGCAGAAAGCCCACAGCCACGUUAUUCUCCAAGUUACACCACGGAGAAAUGGGUCUCAAGGCUGCACUGUCUGGGAUCCAACACCAGCUGGAGGCUCUGUGCCAGUGGCCUUGGCCAUAGCAGCCUGCAUCUUGGCCAUGCUUUCCCUGCCUCUUAUUCUGGUGCUUGUGUACAAACAGAGGCAGAACGGCCAGUCGAGCAGACGUGCACAAGAGCUGGUGAGGAUGGACAGUGAGGCUCAAGGCCAUGAGAACCCUGUGUUUCUUGGGGGAUCACCGCAGAUUAAGACCCGUACGGUUUCUCAGAUCAUGACCAGGCAGUCAUCGGAGACAGGACGCCACCUGUUGUCUGAGCCAGGGACGCCCCUUUCUCCUCCUGCGCACGGGGACGUAUUCUUUCCAAUAGAAGACACCAUCCUUGAGUCUCCAGACUUCAUGCAGGUUUAAAGGGGGUCGGAAUCUCGUUCAUUGCUCUAACUGCUGACCUGGAAAUAGUCCUGCAACUCCUUUCCCCUUCUUUCUGCCUCCAAAGUGAUGCUGCCCUUAUCAGCUGUUUCACAAUAACCUCUGCUGGGAUUGUCGUCUGUACAUUGUCUGGACCGCAGGAGGGAACGGACUGCCUGUUUUUAUUCAAAAACAUUUUCCACCUGCAACAACAGCUGGAGGCCAAAAGCGAACUUUUGCUUGUGUGCACUUGUGUUGUGGCGGGGUUAGGGUUAGUUUGUGAUGUUCCAUCUACACAAUGACAAUGACUCGUGGACCAACAGGUGCCCGCUGCUUGAAACCGAUCCAAAGCGUUGAGGGUGGAGGUGUGAAAGCAACCAAAGGCUCUCUAUCAUCCCUGUCAUUGUAAUAGAGUGCUCUAAAAGCUUCAUACCAAAGGAGGCAAAUUCUUCAGAGAAGUCUCAAUAUCCUUGUUCAAGUUAAGAGCAAUUUGUUUUCAUGGCAUUACACUGUUCCUCUGUAUCAUAUCGACUUGGCCUCAGCUUAUUUUCUCUUCCCUCUUUGCUACCUCAGUUGCUGUCAGCUCUGCUGCUCUAAAUACUCCUUCCUUCCUGUACUCUCAGAAAUGCAGCACUUCACAGUGGCCUUAAACAUAUACUAGUAUGUGGAAGUAUUUAGAACAAAAUGUCAUAAAGUUGCUUAUGAAUGUCAUUCAUGCUCAUUAAAAGGUAAUUAAGAAUAAUAUGUUUAUUGAUUUUCUCUUGAAUGUAUCCUAAUAGAUUCUUGAUAAAAAAAAAAAAUGUAAUCACUGCCAUGUCAACAUUCCUUUUUCCUAGGUUAUCAUGUGUCUGUUUUUUAUUGAUACGAUGUGUAUAUUAGUGUUCAUUCCUUUUGUUUUUGUGCGUGCAAUGUGAUGUUAAUAAGUAAUUACUAUUUUGCACCUGUGUGGAGGAAUGGCAUUGGAAUGUUAACCAAAUUGUAUCAAGGUCGACUGAGAGAAAAUGAGAAAGUGAUUGAAAUCAUAUUAUUAAUUAUUAUCAAUAAUUAUUAAUAAGGAUGUGUGUGUCUGUGAGAAACCGAAACUAUUCAUGUUAAGGUUGUAUGUGUUCAGCAGGUGCUCAGCGGAAAUCAUCUCUAAAGAAUGUGUAGCAGGUAUAUAGGACAGGGUAUAUUAUUUGUAUGUUUGUAAUUGACGUAUUUGUGUACCUGAAUGUGUGUGUGUGUGUGUGUGUGUGUGUGUGUGUGUGUGUGUGUGUGUGUGUGUGUGUGUGUGUGUGUGUGUGUGUGUGUGUGUGUGUGUGUGUGUGUGUGUGUCCUCAAAUCUUGGGUGACAAGUGUCAAGGAUAACUUUGCGGUCUGGUUUAAAUGAGUGUUUGCAUACUCGCAUGCGAUUCUGCAUCUGCAUAUAAUUGUGUGGUUUAUACUGUAAAAAGCUUGUAUUAGACAAAGACAUGGAGCAGUGCUGCAAAAGCAUAUUUGUUCUGUUUAUUGCAUUUAAAUGGUCCUGGUUGUAAAUGAAUAAUAAAGUGGAGCUCUUAAAC